Molecule: messenger RNA, 3013 nt
Organism: Salvelinus sp. IW2-2015
Lineage: Eukaryota; Metazoa; Chordata; Actinopteri; Salmoniformes; Salmonidae
Product: guanine nucleotide-binding protein G(q) subunit alpha
Biological process (GO): adenylate cyclase-modulating G protein-coupled receptor signaling pathway; action potential; phospholipase C-activating dopamine receptor signaling pathway
Cellular component (GO): heterotrimeric G-protein complex
Molecular function (GO): GTPase activity; guanyl nucleotide binding; G protein-coupled receptor binding
Source: RefSeq, a predicted model, not a curated record
AUGGAUUCAGGAAGCCAUUUUAGAGUUUUUAGACAGUCUUAUUAGUUGUUCUACAAACACAACAACACUGUUUAACAUCUCUUCUCUCUCGUCCUCCGUGUCCUGGCACCUCUCCUCCCUCCGUCCAUGCUCCAGGAUGGUGGAUGUAGGGGGUCAAAGGUCAGAGAGGAGGAAGUGGAUCCACUGUUUUGAGAACGUCACUUCCAUCAUGUUCCUGGUAGCCCUCAGCGAGUACGACCAAGUACUGGUGGAAUCUGACAACGAGAACCGUAUGGAGGAGAGUAAGGCGUUGUUCAGGACCAUCAUCACCUACCCCUGGUUCCAGAACUCCUCAGUCAUCCUGUUCCUCAACAAGAAGGAUCUGCUGGAGGAGAAGAUCUCAUACUCCCACCUGGUCGACUACUUCCCUGAGUUUGAUGGUCCCCAGCGAGAUGCCCAGGCAGGCCGGGAGUUUAUACUGAAGAUGUUUGUGGACCUGAACCCGGAUAGCGACAAGAUCAUCUACUCCCACUUCACCUGCGCCACGGACACCGAGAACAUCCGCUUCGUCUUCGCUGCCGUCAAAGACACCAUCCUGCAGCUCAACCUCAAAGAAUACAACCUGGUCUGAGAGACUCUUGCACACACACACACACUCUUCCCAGUUGCACAGCUUAGCCUACACGCGCGCGCACACACACACACACACACACACACACACACGGACACACGGACACACACACGGACACCUAUGAAGCUUACACACACCUACAUGUCUAGUUGAUCUUUCCCCCUCCUGCUUAUCACUCCAGCGAUUUAAGACCCCUCUCUUCCAAUAUCUCUCCUCCCAUCCGCUCUCUCAUUCCUUCCCUCUUUCUACCCUUUUGCCAUAAGCCUGUCCUCUCCCUCGUUCUCAGCAGCUUGUUAGUCUCCUCUUCUCCACACCACACAUACACACACGCCAUGCAGUAUACAGUGACUACGGGAGGGGACAAUGGGUGUAUGUGUGUGAGAAGGUGAGGAAGAGGACCAGUGUGGUCAGUGAACUGUGGGUCUUUAACCCUUGAACCCUCAGUCAACUAGCCUGAGAUCACAUCCUCUGAUUUGGUGGAAGGAGUGACCCAACCGCAAGGCAAAAAACACCUGAGAGGGUGACGUUUUACACUCUAUAAGGGAGGGGCUAAAGACUGGGAGGGGGGUGGAGACGAUGAGGUAACAAAGGAAGCCACUAGGACCCGAGCAGGAAGUGAUGUCACACACAAGUGAGGAGUCAGACCAAGGAUUCUGUUUGCACCUCGCAUUGAUGAAUGUAUACUCCGAGUGAUCGUUGCAAACGCAAAAAAAUAUAUAAUUAAAUAUGUUAUAAAGUAAUUACAUAUGUAGACAAAAUACACGAAGACUGAAAGCACCAGAGGGAGAGGAAAAAGCGAAUUGAUUAAAUAUGUGUUUCGCUGAGCUUUUUUACAAAUAGUUUUUAAUAAUAGUAACUUGUUGCUACGUCAACUUCUAUCCGACGACUAAGAAGUGGUUUGAAAAGUUUUAGAAGCGGUUAACAAAACAAAAUCUCGUAUUUAAAAAAUUUGCAAAAUUGCCAAAAUAUCACAAAAACAAGAUGGUAACCAGAAACUGACUCUAAUUUUAUCCUUUACAGACGGCUGUGGUUGUUCAUGUUUAGGUUUGAUCACAUCGCUUCCCUCCUUCACUGGUAUACUGACUGAUACACCGGAACCUUCCGUUUGACAUCCGCAGUACCACGUUCUGUUUGAUACACGCUACAUUAAGAUUACCGAACAUCCGAUACUCGCUACUAUGUUCUGAUUGGACAGUUGCUGAGGGGGAGGGAGUCAUGUAUGGAUAUGAUGUCAUCACCGUACGGUACAUCAGUCUGUGAAAGAAUGACAUCACGUGUUAAGUCGCCCAGCGACCCAAUUAGAUGUGCUCUGGAGAUUCUGGGCAAUCCAUCCCCACAAAUGACACGGUGGCAUCCAUUAUUCCAGACACACAGGAAGCUAUAUGUUGUUUACCUUCUUUUUUUUUUACUGUAUAGACACUUUUGUUUGUUGAUGAGAGGUGGUUGUUGAUUGGUGGGAGCAGGAGACGUAAGAUCCUGUCUCCCAGAUGGCCAGGCAAGCAUACUCUGAAGUCAAAAAGUUAUUGUUUGUGUAUAUUUCUGUUUGUAAAUAUAUGUACACAGAAACGCUCCUGUACAAAAACACUCUGUGGUACAGUACACCAUCUUUGGCAACAACAGAAAAAAGAGAAGAAAAUCCAUUUUUUUCCCGAUAGUGUACUGUUUUUGUUUUCCUAUGAAUUUACUAGUAUUUAUACUGUGAUUCUGGAUUUGUUUGAUUAUUGAUAAUCAGUUGAUUAUAAGAGGACUACACACAUAGAGGGCUGCAGUGAGAGGAAAGGAACAGUCUCAGAACAGAGGUUCUUAACCAUCAGGAGCCUUCUAGUCUAGAACCUUCAGAACAUUCUAGAUCCUCGGCUCUCCUCUGCAGCUUCUCCCUACUAACACUAGAGCAGAUUAGUUAUUCACAAUAUGUUGACAAAAGACAUGAUAUUAAAAGAGUAACUAAAUAAAGAUUUUUUUUUUUUUUUUAAUUUAUCUAAUAAUUUAUGGAACCAGGUUUGAAGGUGUUGAUAAUUUGACUGCUUUUGUUUCUAUCAUGUUGAAAUGCGGUCGGGGCUAGACUUGAGUCUAAACUGCUGUAACAAAACAAACGUCUACUAUAGUAUGUACUAAAUCUCUGCUUUCUUUUUUUMUCUUAAGACAAUUCCAGAUGUACUUUGCCAUUCUAUCUAUAUCCAUGUUAAAUUCUAUGGUUUUCUUCUCACAUUAAGUCAYUUUGUUUCGUUUCAUUGAUGAAAACUUGUAUUUCUCCUCUUGGGUUUCUAAUAGGCACAGCUCUGUAACUGCAUACAUAGGAAAUGUACCAUAUGAACGUAGGUGAAUUUUUAUAACCAGUGAUUGGAGACCAGUACGGUCUAUGCUUGCUCUGUCGUUGUAAUUUAAACACAGUUUGCGUUGUCG